AUGAUUCCUCUAGUUUGCCCCCGGUCUAUUUCUGUCAUUGUUGGCAAAAGGGUUGAUUCCCCCUCUGCCUCUUCUGCCUCUUGCUGGUGGAGGGAAUGGAUUGGGAUCCAUCCUUAUAGGUCUGUAAGACAACACAGCUGGUGCGUCAAGCAGAAGUGCCAGGGCCAUCUGGCCGAAUUGGACCCUCCUGCUCUUGGAUGGGAAGGGCUCCUCCCCUCUGUCCAGCUUGGAUCUCUCCAUGCCCUGGUAUUCCAGCUAUUUGCGCAACGAGGGGAUUCUCCUAAUAUGGUCAUGCCAAUCCUGGUGGAGAACCAUAAGGGAGGUCUAGCUGCUGGACCACAACAUCCGGGAGCCAACGCUAGAGGGUCUGUUGGCUGUGCAAAUCUCACGGCCUGGUGCUCCGGGCCGAGGGGAUGUGCGUCAACACGUGACGUCCUUCUUUUGGAUGCGGUGCGAUUGUGCGCGGGCGUCCCAGCACGGUCUACCGUGCAUCGAGAUGGUGAUGAGGCUCGGGUAGAAGAUGGUUAA
Messenger RNA from Prunus armeniaca (apricot), 528 nucleotides. NCBI's taxonomy places the organism in Eukaryota, Viridiplantae, Streptophyta, Magnoliopsida, Rosales, Rosaceae. The record is from the annotation of a GenBank genome assembly.